AUGUAUAAUUGUAGUUUGUGUGAGAAAUCAUUCUCUACAAGCUCUAAUCUUAAUAGACAUUUAAAAGUCCACCAAGGUAUUAGGUUUACAUGCGGAGAAUGUGAUUAUGACUUUAAGUAUCAAGGGAAUCUAUCCAGACACUGCAUUGCCAAACACGAUGGUGCGGGGCGAAACGGGCGUCCGGGAAAUCCUCUUCAACAAAGGGCAUCGGUUAUUCAGAACACAUCACACAUGCCUUCAACAUCUGGUUUAGGUCGACAGGCAGAACAACAGUUUUGGGGAAGCGCAGACGACGAAACAUUUGUCCAAGCCGAAAAUAAUAUGGCGUCAACUUCAAGAGUUGCUACAGAAACGACUGCUACAAAACGGUAUGUCCACUCAGUAUUAUCAUUAUCAUCGUUGCAGUCGUCAUCACCAUAGAAUAUUCAACAAAAUCAAC
Messenger RNA from Adelges cooleyi (spruce gall adelgid), 439 nucleotides. Its product is annotated as zinc finger protein interacting with ribonucleoprotein K-like. Bases 1 to 420 code for a protein of 139 amino acids. Lineage: Eukaryota; Metazoa; Arthropoda; Insecta; Hemiptera; Adelgidae. Gene Ontology annotation, cellular component: nucleus. The record is from RefSeq and is a predicted model, not a curated record. Gene Ontology annotation, molecular function: sequence-specific DNA binding; DNA-binding transcription factor activity, RNA polymerase II-specific. Gene Ontology annotation, biological process: regulation of transcription by RNA polymerase II. The transcript is spliced from 4 exons.